Chilo suppressalis (striped riceborer) is the source of this 3964-nucleotide messenger RNA. The record is from the annotation of a GenBank genome assembly. Lineage: Eukaryota; Metazoa; Arthropoda; Insecta; Lepidoptera; Crambidae.
UCUGUCUUUAUUAAUUAUUAAUCUUUAGUUAUCCAUCUACAAAAACAAUUAUACUUAUUAAACGAGAUCAAUCAACAAAUAGAUUUAUUUUAGCAAAAACAAAACCUUGUCUGUCCGUAAUUACCCGUAGCGUUCGGGGUAAAUUCGGACUGAUCCUGGGUUAAUUACGGACAGCAUGGGGUAUUUACGGACUAGGUCCACAUCAUUGAUAAAAAUCACAAGUAAAGUCUUUAGAAUAACUUCCUGCAGUGCAGUUCUCAUGAGCCCACUUGUUACACUUUAAACACAUAAUCCAGUAUUCGGCGAGUGGAUCACUGUACUUUUCCUGAUAAUAAAUGCAAAAGUAAUCAACAUUUCCUUAAUUUUCAAAAUUAUUCAGAUUUUUUAAACCCUUUGAUCCUUUUCCUGUAGAAAGUUCUGACUUUUUCAGCUUAUUAGAUGUAGUUUUAUUUUCUAUUUCUUGAGCUUUUCUUUUCUUGUCUAAUUUCUUUUGUUCCUUUUCUUCUAGAUUCUUUAUUUCCGGGGUGCUGGUAAAAAUGAUGGAAUGCUUUUUGUUUACUGACCGUUUGCUACGAUGAAUUUGUAGAGUUGGGACCUUUAUUAAAUCACUAAGCGGUACUGAUGAAGAUUGACUUGUUUGACUUGUCGUACUUUGGUUUUCGGACGUCCGUAUAUACCCCGCAAGCCGUGUCCACAAUUAACCCAACUGGGUAUUUUUAAAUGAUAGAGAGAAAUUUGUAGGUUAUGAAAACGUUCCAUAAAAACAAACAUUGGCGAUUCAAACUCCAUUGACAAAGCUAUCCAUAGAAAAUAUCACUUUUUACCAUCACUUAGUAUACAGACCUGUCCCUCGAAUUAAAAAACACUAAAAAUUAGAUCAAUAUACACUUUUUUUUUUAUUUUACCUACCUUUCAAACUGUGCGCAGCCGGCUGUCGUAAGUUUUUGCGUGGCAUUAAAAUAGCGGAAAGAAACAGACGACAGCACCGGGCUGCCGCGGGUGGAGGGAAUGAGUAGAUACUUGCUAGUCCGUAUUUACCCCGCGUCCGCAAUUCCCCCACUCUCCCCUACAGCUUCUCCAUUCAUAUGCCACUUAUCAAACAUUUUCUUAGUGUGUAUAGAAAAAUUUAAUUACCUACAUUAAUAUGGAAAUAGGAAUAUAGGCCGGUUUUAAACCUACCCAUCGUCAACUUUUAUCUUUUCUUCGCUAACAGACUAGCAUGGAAAACUAAUAAACAUGUGCUCUAUCCUAAAUGUAAUCUUAUAUUUCGGAAUAAAAGAUGAGUUUACAAUUAAAAAAGCUUAAAACUACCUAAUGUCUAAAAACGUAAAAACCGGAAAUAACUAAGAACUUAAAUAAUAUACAAAUAUCUAUCCUAAAUAAUAUCUAUAUAAUGUGGUGUUUAAUAUAUAACGAUAAUAUUCCAGAGAGUGGGGCUGUGUUCACAUUCGGCAAGUCACAUUUUGCCGACAAUGAGCCGAGCCACUUCUUCAUAAAGAAUGAUCCAAUUGUGGCCAUCUCGUGCGGGGACGAGCACAGCGCCGUCAUAUGCCAGAAUGGUCGUGUCUUCGUGUUCGGCGGUAACACGUGGGGCCAACUCGGGCUCGGCCACAAGGAGGAGGUGACUCGGCCCAGCUGCGUCAAGUGGCUAAAGCCUUACCGCGUCAUGUUCGUCGCGUGUGGCCGGGCGCACACUGUUUUCGUUACAGAUACGAACGAGAUAUAUACAGUAGGGUGCAACGAUGAAGGCCAGCUGGGCACGGGUGAUAUGGAGCACCAUGAGGUGCCAGCAUGCGUACAGCUGGACGAGUCGCCACCCAUCCGACAGGUGUCAGCUGGCUCCGACCACACUGCCAUACUCACCGAGGACGGGCGUGUGUUCGUGUGCGGCUCGAACACAGAGGGGCAGCUGGGGCUGGGUGAACACGCGCGCUCAUGUCUGCAGCUCACCGAGCUCAAGUUCAUGGAGGCCAUCGCCUUCGUCGAGUGCGGAUACCACCACACGGUCUUCAUCACCACAAAUGGUGCGGUUUUCGUCACUGGGGACAACGAGCAUUCGAAACUGGGCAUCACAACCACCGAUACCAAUUUGUAUGUCCCUGAAGUCCUGCCCUUAGAUAUACCGAUCAAGAGUGCGUGCUGUGGAGCUUCGCACACAUUCCUGUUGUCUAUGGACGAGAGUAAAAUAUUGGCAUUCGGCUCCAACGAGAAGGGGCAGUUGGGAAUGCCUAAGGAGGUGGAACACGUCACGGUACCCACUGAGAUCGAUAUGGAGAAACUAUUCGAUGGAUAUCAACUGAAGUUAGUCGCGUGCGGCGCUAUGCACACGGCUUUUGUGACAGACAACGGGCUGCUCUACACCUGCGGGGAGGCGCGACACGAUAAACUCUGUUUGGACGAUAUUGACAACCCCGACCACGCAAAUGAGGCCCCCGCCAAUCAAUACGCGCCGAAACGGGUCACCGCUAUGAAUGGUUUCAUCGUAGACAAUGUAGCAUGCGGCGGUUGCCACACUCUUUUGUCGGCCACUAAAGGCUCCAACGCGGACUUCACCAACAACGACUUCAGUAUAGUGAGCGAGGACACGAGGCUGCCGGCGAUGACGGAACUGCCGCCUUUGCGAGUUCCCGCGAUGAGUAAACUCGAGGAGUCGUUCAAGCCCGAAGACGUCACCAACUCGAAUAUCGACGAGCGAGCGAACGCGGACGCUAUCAAUGGGAACGCACACGAGGAGACCGGGUCGAUAGAUUCGCUCGAGGCGAACGUCAGUGGUUCACACAUAGUAAAUAUAAACGACCUUGAAAACGAAAAUGUGAGCACGCACGACGUCCCCGAUAUAAGUCCAGAUAUAAUCGACCAAUCUUCCGCAACCUUGAAAACUGUAGUUAAUGACACGAUGAAUACUUUAAACACUGCAAUGGACACGGCAGAAGAGAAAAUUCAAAACGCUGUCGAUAAUGUCACAGAUAAAGUGACGGAGAAGGUUGAAGUUGUAGAGGAUAUUAUAAAGAAAAGCACAAAGUUAGAACCCAUUACACAACGUGGUGAAACUGUAGCUUUGGGGGUACCCAAUAACGCUGCAGAAGUAGCUAAUUCACCUCCACCUAAAAGUCCUUUACUUCAAGAUUUACUACACGUACCUGAUAUAACACAAAUGAGUCCAGUUCUAAGCAAACACAGUGACGAUGGUCAAAAAAGUGAAGCUGGUCAGUCAGAAAACGAAACUAUACCUUGCGGUUCGGACAAAUCUAGUCCUCAAACGGGCAAAACGAAAACACAAGCCGUUCUGCCCAUAGUACGGAGUGAAGACGCAAUUGACGGCCACGAUGACACUGAACACAAUGAGGAUAGUGAUGUUGUAGUGAACAAAACACCGCAAAAAGGACGGUUUUCUAAAUUAUUCCAAUCAAUUAAGGACAAAGAGAAUUCGUGUAUGGGCAAAGGAAAAGUGAUAGAGGAAAAUAUAACAGAAAACAUACAUAAGGGCAUUGAUAAUGUAGAAGAAACUGUGCACAAAACAGAAGAAAUUAUUGAAACAGAAGUGAGAAAUCAAACCAACUCUCGAACAUGCACGAUAUUAUAAGAAAAUCUAUAAUCGUCUUCUUCAAUGUUUAGUCUGUUAAAUAAAGUUUAUAUUAUUGAUGAUAGCCUUAAAGAUUCUUUUUAAAUAAUAAAAAUUUGUACAGUUGGUGUUUUUGUUUUUAUUCACUAAGUUUAUAUAAAAAAUUACAUAAUUAAGGUUUUUAUCUUUGAGCACCUAAAAGUCAAUAAUAGUUAAUAAAAUAAUAUACCUUAUUUAAGAUCACAAUAAUGGAUAGGUUCUUAAUUUAUUACACCUGGUACAUUGCCUUGUUUGAGUUAUGUGCGCAGAAAUUCAAUGGCCAAGAUAUUCCGAGAAAUUCUUUCAGCUUCAUGCCAAAGCGAAUAUUUUCAUCUUUUUUAUUUUUAUCAGCUAACCAAACAC